Molecule: messenger RNA, 738 nt
Organism: Vicia faba (fava bean)
Lineage: Eukaryota; Viridiplantae; Streptophyta; Magnoliopsida; Fabales; Fabaceae
Source: the annotation of a GenBank genome assembly
AUGUCUCCGAAUUUUGGGUCCACUACAGCUAUAGAUGCAGGCAUUCCUAGUUAUAUAUUCGCAGAAAAGCUAGUUCGUAUUGAUAGUGCACUUUGGAGGUUAGCAAUUGAAGCAUCCAAUCGUGUUCUUGUUGACUAUGUAACCAAAUUAACAAAAGGUGGUCCACAGUCGGGCAUAACUAAACCUGUCAGAACACGAAUAUGGAAAGAAAUUACCGAUGUUUAUGAAAUAUUCCUUGUUGGAUACUGUGGACGAGAUCUUUCAUCAAAUUCUCUCUCGACAGUGGCGUUAGAGGCUGAUGAGUCCCUUGAGAUGACUAUCUUGGAAACUCUUGGUGACAUUGUCCUCAAAUUGCCAAUUGACACCCCUGUAGAUGUUGUGCAGCGACUGGUCUCCACGUUGGACCGUUGUGCAUCACGCACAUGCUCUUUACCUGUUGAGACUUUAGAGAUGAUGCCUCCACACUACAGCAGAUUUUCCUUGACCUGUUUGCAGAAGUUAUUUUCUUUGAGCAGUUAUUUUAAUGAAAUCAAUUGGAAUAUGACGAGAUUUGAAGUCAACAAAAUCUCAAUUAUGGUGCUUAUGACCAGAUGUGAAUACAUCUUGAGCUGGUUUCUGACUGAUGAAAAAGGCUUAGCAUUGGUCUUGAGAUUUAAACACAAUCCUGUGUGUUACUUCUUGAUGAACCAACUAGUGGAUUUGAUAGUGCCUCAGCUUUCUAUGUCAUUCAAGCAUUAA